Molecule: messenger RNA, 1314 nt
Organism: Fraxinus pennsylvanica
Lineage: Eukaryota; Viridiplantae; Streptophyta; Magnoliopsida; Lamiales; Oleaceae
Source: the annotation of a GenBank genome assembly
AUGGGGUCUGUUGACACCAAAUUACGGAAGGCAGUUGAGGUGGUGGAUGAGCCCUUUAUUACUGGUGUGGAAGUAGAUUUUGAUUCUGUUAUAUCUCCAGUCCAUUCUUUGUUAUUGAAGGCAGUUGAAAUGCCGGUUGAGCCACAGUUAAUAGCUAUAUCCCCUGUGAGACAAAAUCGUGUUGAAAAGGGAGGAAAUUACUGUUGGAGUUUGCGAUGCAACAACAAAUCGUGGAUGAGGUUUGACCCAAGAGCAAAGCUAGGAGAGAUUGUGAGUGGAAGAAGAAGAUAUGAUGAUGAUGGUUUUCUUGACCUUAUUGAGUGUGCCUGGACGACGUGGAACAAAGGAAAAGCAUUAGAAUUUUUAGAUAAAUCAAUGAAGGGUGAGUUUCCAGCAGAUGAAGCAUUAAGAUGUAUCCAAAUUGGACUUUUAUGUGUCCAAGAACAACCAGGUGAUCGACCAACAAUGCAAUCAGUGCUUGAGAUGUUGGAAGGAGAAGUUCCGUCAUUGCCACUACCGUUACCACCUCCAUAUGUUGAAAAUGAAACAUAUCCUAGUUUGAAGACGAGCACUCACAUCGACUCCACCAAUGAGGUAACUAUUACAGACAAAGGAGAAAUUGAUCAGCUUGUUGCUCCAAGUCUGAGGGCUCAAAUAUCACCAGAGAGCCUGAUGACAUUUCUAGAAGUUGCUAAAAGAUGCUUGCAUGAUGAUCCAAACAAACGGCCUACAAUGGCUCAAGUUGUGGUACAACUUGAAUCUGCACUGGAGCAGCAGGAAAGCUCAAAAUCUUCUGCUCCAGAGAUAACUUGUUCUGAUAGUGUCGUGCCUUGUGCUGGGGAAACUCUCCAUUCAAUUAGCUCUGAGAUAGAAAAAAUGUCCUCUGUGGAUGAGCAGCAUAUGCCAAUCUCUCUGAUUGAAAGAAGCAAAAUGGUUCAGAAUGCUGAGCCAUCAGGCAGAGGAGCACAAGUGUAUAAGAGAAACAUAAAUGCUUAUAAGCNUGAAAGAAGCAAAAUGGUUCAGAAUGCUGAGCCAUCAGGCAGAGGAGCACAAGUGUAUAACAGAAACAUAAAUGCUUAUAAGCUACCACGAUUUUGGCCCUGGAAUGCAUUAUGGAAAAGGGCAAACAUAACAAAGAAAAACCACUUAUCAAUACCAGGUAGUGUAAUGACUGCAUACAAAUUUGAUAAUAACCCCAUAACUGGAAGUGAUUUCAAAUGGUUGUCUCAGCAACUCACCCUAAGCUCAAUAAGAUGCUAUAGACGUGGUUUAACAUAUUAUGUAUUCUUCUUUUUUGGUCUUUUAUCCGUUUAG